Morus notabilis is the source of this 3990-nucleotide messenger RNA. RefSeq names its product putative phospholipid-transporting ATPase 9. The record is from RefSeq and is a predicted model, not a curated record. NCBI's taxonomy places the organism in Eukaryota, Viridiplantae, Streptophyta, Magnoliopsida, Rosales, Moraceae. The transcript is spliced from 11 exons. Gene Ontology annotation, cellular component: plasma membrane. Gene Ontology annotation, biological process: phospholipid translocation. Gene Ontology annotation, molecular function: ATP hydrolysis activity; ATP binding; magnesium ion binding. Bases 132 to 3683 code for a protein of 1183 amino acids.
CUUCAAAAGUUUGAAAUUUUGAAGAGGAAUCAAAAGAAGCAGUUAUUUUCAGCGAACUAUUUUGCUAAUUUACUCUUUUGGGUAGUUCUAAUUCCACUUAAAGAAACAAAAGACCAUUAAUUUAUUAGAAAAUGAGGAGAAAGAAGCUUCGUUUGAGCAAGAUCUAUUCGUUUAGAUGUGGGAGAGCAUGUUUCAAAGAAGACCAUUCUCAGAUUGGAGGGCCAGGAUUUUCAAGGGUGGUUUAUUGCAACGACCCAGAUUGUUUUGAGGCUGGGAUUCGUAAUUACGGUGAUAAUUAUGUUAGUACUACCAAGUAUACACUUGCCACUUUCUUGCCAAAAUCAUUGUUUGAGCAGUUUAGGAGAGUGGCCAAUUUUUACUUUUUGGUCACUGGGAUUUUGGCCUUUACUCCACUUGCUGCUUACACGGCUGUCAGUGCUAUUAUUCCUCUGAUUAUCAUUGUUGCGGCGACCAUGAUCAAAGAAGGUGUGGAAGAUUGGCGGAGACAGAAGCAGGACAUGGAGGUGAACAACAGAAAGGUCAAAGUGCGCAAACAUGAUGGCACAUUUGGUUAUACUGAAUGGAAGAAUCUGAAAGUGGGAGAUGUAGUGAAGGUGGGAAAAGAUGAAUUUUUUCCAGCAGAUCUCCUUUUGCUUUCAUCCAGUUAUGAAGAUGCAGUAUGCUAUGUUGAGACCAUGAACCUUGAUGGAGAGACAAACUUAAAAUUGAAGCAAGCGUUGGAGGUAACUUCAUCCUUACAUGAGGAUUCUAACUUCCACGAUUUUAAGGCUGCUGUUAAAUGUGAAGAUCCAAAUGUAAAUUUGUACUCUUUCAUCGGAACCUUGGAAUUUGAAGAGCAACAAUAUCCCCUUUCUCCUCAACAACUCCUUCUCAGAGACUCUAAACUCCGAAAUACAGACUACAUAUAUGGGGUUGUUAUAUUCACUGGUCAUGACACAAAAGUGAUUCAAAAUUCUACGGAUCCCCCAUCAAAGAGAAGCAAACUUGAGAAGAAAAUGGACAAAAUUAUCUACUUUUUGUUCUCUCUUUUGUUUUUGAUGGCAUUUGUUGGGUCUGUUUUCUUUGGUAUUUCAACUAAAGAUGACUUAGAAAAUGGGGUGAUGGAAAGAUGGUAUCUUAGACCCGAUGAUUCUACAAUUUUCUUUGAUCCUGAGAAAGCACCAGCUGCAGCAAUUUAUCACUUUCUGACAGCGCUAAUGUUGUACGGUUUCUUCAUCCCAAUCUCCUUGUAUGUGUCAGUAGAAGUUGUCAAAGUUCUUCAGUGCAUCUUUAUCAAUCAAGAUAUAGAAAUGUACUAUGAGGAAGCAGACAAACCAGCUCAUGCCCGUACCUCAAAUUUGAAUGAGGAACUUGGCCAAGUUGAUACAAUACUUUCUGAUAAGACUGGAACCUUGACAUGCAAUUCAAUGGAGUUCAUCAAGUGUUCUGUGGCUGGAACAGCUUAUGGCCGUGGUGUCACAGAGGUCGAGAGGGCUAUGGAUAGAAGAAGUAAUUCACCUUUAGUUCAGCAAAAUAAUAAUGGAUCUAACCCUACAGAUGACUCAACUGACAACAAGCCACGCAUCAAAGGCUUCAACUUUGUGGAUGAAAGAAUCACGAGUGGCAAUUGGGUAAACGAGCCACAUGCAGAUGUCAUCCAGAAAUUUUUACGUCUGUUGGCACUUUGCCAUACUGCAAUACCUGAAGUAAAUGAAAAUACUGGGAAGAUCUCAUACGAGGCUGAAUCACCGGAUGAAGCAGCAUUUGUCAUUGCUGCAAGAGAACUUGGUUUUGAAUUCUAUAAAAGAACACAGACCAGCAUAUCACUUCGCGAGUUAGAUCAAGUGUCUGGCAAGAAAGUUGAAAGAGUAUACAAACUUCUUAAUGUUUUAGAGUUCAACAGUGCAAGGAAACGGAUGUCUGUGAUUGUUGAAAAUGAGGAAGGGAAAAUAGUGUUACUUUGCAAAGGUGCCGAUAGUGUCAUGCUUGAAAGACUGGCCAGUAAUGGUAGGAAGUUUGAAGAAGCGACAAUGGAGCAUGUUAAUGAAUAUGCUAAUGCAGGCCUUCGGACCCUGAUACUUGCUUAUCAUGAACUUGAUAAAGAAGAAUAUAAACAGUUUGAAGAGAAAUUUUCUGAGGCCAAAAAUUCAGUUAGUGCAGAUCGAGAAGCGUUGAUUGAUGAAGUAACUGAAAAAAUUGAGAGGGAUUUAAUUCUUCUUGGUGCAACUGCUGUAGAAGACAAACUCCAAAAUGGGGUUCCUGAUUGCAUUGACAAGCUUGCCCAAGCUGGAAUCAAAAUUUGGGUUUUAACUGGGGACAAGAUGGAGACUGCCAUUAAUAUCGGCUUUGCUUGUAGUUUACUUCGGCAAGGAAUGAAACAGAUUAUAAUUAACUUGGAUUUUCCAGAAAUUCAAGCACUGGAAAAGGCAGGAGAAAAGGCGUCUAUCACUAAGGCGUCAAAGGAGAGUGUUGUCCGUCAGAUAAAAGAUGGGAAGGCUCAAAUUUCUACAGCUAGAGUGGGAUCUGAGGCAUUUGCUUUAAUCAUUGAUGGGAAGUCACUUACUUAUGCUUUAGAGGAUGAUAUGAAGAAGAUGUUUCUAGAGGUUGCCAUUGGUUGUGCAUCUGUUAUUUGUUGCCGCUCAUCGCCGAAACAGAAGGCGCUGGUUACAAGACUCGUGAAAUCUGGAACUGGAAAAACAACAUUAGCAAUUGGUGACGGUGCCAAUGAUGUGGGAAUGCUUCAAGAAGCGGACAUUGGGAUUGGUAUCAGUGGUGUUGAGGGAAUGCAGGCUGUAAUGUCAAGUGAUGUUGCGAUAGCACAGUUCCGAUAUUUGGAGCGCCUGCUACUUGUGCAUGGGCAUUGGUGUUAUAGACGGAUUUCUUCAAUGAUAUGCUAUUUUUUCUACAAGAACGUCACAUUUGGUUUCACUCUCUUCUUAUACGAGGCACACGCAUCAUUUUCUGGGCAGCCUGCGUACAAUGAUUGGUUCCUGUCACUUUAUAAUGUUUUCUUCUCAUCACUUCCAGCGAUUGCUAUGGGAGUCUUUGACCAAGAUGUAUCUGCACGGUUUUGCCUCAAGUUUCCUCUGUUAUACCAAGAAGGGGUGCAGAAUGUCCUUUUCAGCUGGCGCCGAAUUCUAAGCUGGAUGUUGAAUGGGUUAAUCAGUGCUGUAAUAAUUUUCUUCUUCUGUACUAAAUCAUUGGAACUACAGGCAUUUAAUGACGAUGGAAGAACGGUUGGAAGGGAUAUCUUAGGGGCAACGAUGUAUACGUGCAUAGUUUGGGUUGUCAACUUGCAGAUGGCACUUGCCAUAUCGUACUUUACUCUGAUACAACACAUUUUCAUCUGGGGUUCCAUUGCUUUCUGGUAUAUUUUCCUCUUGAUAUAUGGAGCCAUGUCUCCCAGUUUCUCCACCACUGCUUACAAAAUCUUCAUCGAAACGCUUGCCCCCUCUCCUUCCUACUGGGUGGUCACGCUCUUUGUGGUGAUCUCAGCUCUAAUUCCAUAUUUCUCAUACUCAGCAAUCCAAAUGCGCUUCUUUCCCAUGUCUCAUGAAAUGAUACAAUGGAUAAGGUAUGAGGGGCGAUCAAAUGAUCCUGAGUACUGCGAUAUGGUUCGACAGAGAUCCAUACGACCUACCACAGUUGGCUUCACAGCUCGUGUAGCAGCACGGAGUAACUGAUUGAAAAAUAAAAUGCAGAACUGCUCAUGAAGCUUGGAAAUUCGGAUGGUGGGCUGUCAACAAUUACAGGUCAAUGAGUAAUUGCUUGGAAGUCAGAUUUGUCCCUCACUCUUUUACAUGAUUGUGUAUUUGUGUUGAAUAAUGGGAGAAUUUACAUGGCAGGCUCAAAACAUGUCUCAGAGCUUAUAGUUGCUAGAUGACUGUACAGUUGUAUUAUUCAGCUGUAGCAUAUAUUAGAUGGUUAGGAAAGCCUUGAAAUCUGUAAAUUUUUAUUCUUUGCCUUAUUCGCUCCAAAUUUUAUUUACUA